Messenger RNA from Ipomoea triloba (trilobed morning glory), 2850 nucleotides. RefSeq lists its product as uncharacterized. Gene Ontology annotation, molecular function: catalytic activity. Lineage: Eukaryota; Viridiplantae; Streptophyta; Magnoliopsida; Solanales; Convolvulaceae. The record is from RefSeq and is a predicted model, not a curated record. The transcript is spliced from 2 exons. Bases 1 to 2850 code for a protein of 949 amino acids.
AUGGCCUCCUUGUCUGAAUGUGAGAUGGCUGGUUCUGGCCGUGUUGCUGCUGUGCGUCCGAGGAGCCCCGCGGUCGCUCCAACACGAGCGACUGUCGGGGCGUCGACUGUUGAAGCAACGGAAACCGGCCACACGGGAGCCGUGCGCCCGAGGCCCGAGCCCGCACCUACGAGAGUUGCUGCCGAUGCCGCCGAUGUGAACUCGAGAGCGAGGGGAUCUGCAGUUGGCGCAAGACAACAUACUUGGGUCCCAAGACGGAAUGUUCAAGUUGAGCAAGGGCCUCUUAACCCUCCGAUUCCGUUCAAUAAUCUGCAAGAAUUGGAGGGUGACGAGUGCAACCUCCUGGACUUGGAGAAAACUGAUGGGAUCAUUGACCUUGGUGUGGAUGACGUCUUGGUUCUCGAAGAUGUGUGGAGUUUCCGUCUGCUGGGCAGAUUUGCGGGCAGAUUCCCUGGCAUGAGAGCUGUGGAUGGUUUGGUGAAGUCUUGGAGCCUAAACUGCAAAGCCGAGAACCUCCUCAAUGGCCACGUGCUGUUUUGGUUUCUGAAAGAAGAAGAUAGGCAGUUUGUGCUGGAUGGUGGUCCUUAUGCGCUCUUUGGAAAAAGACUUCUGCUCCACAUUCCACCCGAAGGUGCGAGACUAGCAUAUGAGGAUUAUUGCAAGAUGCCGGUCUGGAUCCGGAUGCCGUGGCUCCCCAAGCCGUGCUGGCAUCUUAAUGCCUUGAGCAAAAUUGCGGCCAACCUUGGAAAGCCGUUGAUGCGUGACAGGUUUACCAAGGAGAUGAAGAAGUCUACGUUUGCCCGUAUCCUUGUUGAGGUGGAUUGCUCGACUGAACAGCCAGACCAUGUGUCCAUUAAGCUCCCGGGGGGAGAUGUGUUUGAGCAGCCGAUUGUUUAUGAGAACCUGCCAAUGUUCUGUUCUCGCUGUGGAAGUGGAAAGCAUGUCACUAAAGAAUGCCCCUUGAGCCGGGUGGAGAACAACCUGAGACAGCGAGCCGAGGAGAACAAUGGUGCGGGUGAAGCCCCGCGUGACAAUGUCAAUGUCGACUCACCGAUGAAUGCCGGGGAAGAGGAAGUCGCAACGAAUAAUGUUGUUGGAGAGACUGAGCAACUGCCCGAUAAAGAGACUCCUACCACGGUUGAUGGCUUGAAUGAGGGACUGAACAAGCCCGUGAAUGCUGAUUUGAAUGAUAAUCCACCAACCGAUGAACUUGAACGUGUGGGUGCAGAUGCUAGCGAGCAUGCGAACUCUACGGCCGAACAAAACGGUGAACAGGCAGCCUUUGGUACUAUGGCCGAAGCUGCCGAGAUGGAGAGGGGCAGCGAAUCUACCUUUGUGGAUCCUAAUGAGCCCGGAUAUGGAGACAGCUCACUUAUGGAACCAUUUCCGCACUUGGUCGCGGCUAACGCAGCGGAAGUCUGGGACUUCAUCAAGAAUAAUCAGUUGUCAGUUUGUUGUCUCCUUGAAACAAAACUGACUUUGGAAAAAGCUAACCGUUUUGUGUUGAAUAGAAGAGGUAACUGGAAAUUCUCCACGAAUUUUCAUGAUGUUGAUGGAGGAAGGAUGAUUGUUGUUUGGGAUUUUGCGAGAGUGGAUUGCUUGAUCUUGGAAACGGCCCCUCAGUUCAUCCACUGCUUGCUUGUAUGUAAGAUCUCACAGGUGAAGGUGCUUUGCACCUUUGUCUAUGGUUUGUAUUCGGUGGUCACCAGAAGACCGCUAUGGAAUGGUUUGCAAAGGUUGGGGUCGGCUAUUUCUGAACCAUGGCUUGUUGUGGGUGACUUCAACGCUACCCUUGCGGCUUCCGAGCGAAGGGGUGGUGCGGAUCUCUCGCGAUAUGAUGUGAGGGACUUUGAAGCGUGCUGCAUGAAUCUUGACCUCACGGACUGCCCGUCGUUCGGGCGAGAUUUUACUUGGACCAACGGGCACAUGGAAGCUAAACUUGACCGUGUGCUGAUCAAUGAUGGUUGGCUCCAAAAUGGCAUCACUUGUAUGGCUAUCUUUGGCCGAAUGGAAUGGUGUUCGGAUCACUCCCCUGUGAUUGUCACGACUUCCAUGGCCGAGAACACGGGGAAGAAGCCGUUUAAGUUUCUCAACAUGUGGCUCAAACACCCCGAGUUUGAUACUACACUUAAUGGUCCUUGGGCCGAAGUGAUGGAUGGGUCCAAACAGUUGAUACUCUCCAAGAAACUCAAGGCGUUGAAGGGGCCUCUAAGAAAGCUGAACCGACAGAACUUCAGUCAUAUUUCGGAGAGGGUUAAGUCAGCAAAGGAUGUGUUAGCGGAGGCACAAGAAAACUUUGAUGUGAUUAAUGCCGGGGAGGAUGAAAGAACAACCUUGCGGGCUCUGAAGGCGAAAGCCGUGUUCCUUUUGGAGGCCGAGAGGCAGUUCUUUGCGCAGAAGCUUAAUACGACCCACCUUGUUGAAGCUGAUAAGGGGUCCAAGUACUUCCAUGAGCUGAUAAACAAGAGGAAUGCAGCCACCUCCAUUUCGGCCAUCUUAGACAGUAACGGAGCCCUGACGCACUCCCUCGAUCAAGUUGGGAGGCUCUUUGUGGAUUUUUUCUCGGGCUUGUUCGGGAGAGUCCGCGAAAGGGAACGCACGGUGGAAUUGUACUUUGAACAAGGGGAGCACAUCACGGCGAAUCAGGCUGCGGGGCUCGCGGCGUCGAUCUCUGCGCAAGAAAUCCGAGAGGCUUUGUUCUCCAUGGGUAAUGAUAAAUCACCAGGGUCGGAUGGCUACACGGCAGCCUUCUUCAAAUCGAAAUGGAGCACGGUGGGGGUCCUGGUGACGGAGGCGGUUCGAGAGUUUUUUAGGAACGGGCAGCUCCUAAAACAGUGGAACCAUACUUAG